AUGGACAAUCCGCUCCUGCUGGGACGCAGUGAACAGUCCGAGCCUUCGGGUCCGUCAAUCGAAGAUCGCAUCGCUGAAAGGCAGAAGACUGGUCUCACUUGGGAAGAAUUUAAAGCUCAACUUGCUUCCACUGAGUCGAGAAGCGCUAGAUACUUAGAAAGAUUUGAAAAUGAAGAGUAUCGGAAAAACCUGGACGCCGAUCGAGACCACCGGAGAGCAGCUCAAGAGAAACGAGACUUGGAAGCUCUACGCCGAGCUAGGAGGAUUCGGGAAUCACGGAAGAAGCGUAGUUUGUCUGCAUCCAGCGAUAGCGGUGAUGAUCGACGGGAGAGGGAGAAGAGGAAGAAAUCGAAGCGAUCGUCAUCGAGAACUGAUCGGAAGUCUAAGAGUUCCCGUCGAAGUCGUUCCUUGAGCGAUGAGGCUUCAAGGAGCAGAAAGAAAAAAGCCAAAAAAGAGAAGAAGAAUAAGAAAACAAAUAUUGAUAGCGACUGA
Perkinsus marinus ATCC 50983 is the source of this 492-nucleotide messenger RNA. RefSeq names its product Female-specific protein transformer, putative. Lineage: Eukaryota; Perkinsozoa; Perkinsida; Perkinsidae. The record is from RefSeq and is a predicted model, not a curated record. The transcript is spliced from 6 exons. The coding region runs from base 1 to 492 and encodes 163 amino acids.